AUGUCGACCCGCCAGCUUCGGAAGCUGCAGAAGCAAAAAGAGCUCGAGCAGCUCCAGGAGACUAAAGCCGAAGAAUCCAGCGACGAUGACGCGCCCGAGCCCGCCCCGGUCAAGCCCCGACAGAGCUUGUUUGCAGCCCUAGGCGGCGACGACAACGAGGACGACGAUGACGAGAAGUCCGACGACGCACAAGAGGAAGUGAAGCCGGACUCCGAGCCCGAGCCAGUGCCCCAGCCGGCGAAGAAGAAGAACAAGAAAAAGAAGAAGAAGGCCAAGAAGCAAGCCGCGCAGGCUAAGGACGACUCGGACGAUGAGAAGGACGACGAGAUCGAACGCGCGCUCCAGGAGCUCAGCGCCGCUCGCAAGGCCAACUCGAGCGCGACGGACAACCUCGCCCAGCGAAGCCGCGACAUCGACGAGCUCUUGCAGAUCAACACCCAGAACCUCCGCGCCAUCAACGAGAUGCGCGCGCUGUUCGGAAAGGAAGCAAUCCAGGCCGCGCAGGACGAAGAGCGGGCUGAGAUGGAGGCGGCGCGCCGCGCACAACGCAACAACAGACAAGGCGUCGACCUCGAGACGGCGCUUCGGGGCGACCCGCGAGACAAGCUCUCCGAGGUCACCCUCCGCCGCAACGUGUUCGUCCAGGGCAAGGAGACGUGGCCCCGCGCGACGGCCGCUGGCCUGGUCAUGAAGGAGAUCAAGAAGGGUACGGACGGCCUCGUUGAAUUCGCCUUCGUCCACGAGAAGGCCUACGAUAAUGUCCAGUUGAUGUUCUUCAGCUGCGUCCAGAUGGGCGAUCCGAUGCAAUUGGUCCAGAUGCUGUUGCGGCACCCUUACCACAUCUCGACCCUGCUCCAAGUGAGCAAAGUCGCUGUGCAGGAUCAGAACCAGGCCCUCGCGGCGGACUUGUGCGAAAGGGCACUGUUCACGUUCGGUCGAGCUACGACAUCUGCUUUCCGCCAGAAGCUGGAGCAGGGCAAGGCUCGGUUGGACUUCCGGCGUCCUGAGAACCGCGAACUCUGGCUUGCUGGAUACACAUAUCUCAAGAGCUUGGUCCGCAAGGGAACCUAUCGAACGGCGCUGGAGUGGGCCAAGUUGCUCUACGGACUUAAUCCCAACGACCCUUACGGCAUGAAGUACUUCAUCCACGUUCUCGCCAUCCGCGCGCGUCAGGCUGCCUGGCUCAUCGACUUUAUGAACACCCCGGAAUACGUGUCCGAUGAGACGGAUGACACCUACAUCACGCAAACUCUGGUCCUCGCGAAGCUUCAAGUGGGCGACGUCGAAGGCGCAAAGCUUGCUGCCGUGGCCGGAAUGGAACGUCUCCCCUGGCUGUACUGUGCCCUCUUCCAGGCCCUCAACCUCGAGGCGCCGGCUCCCCUCUGGGGUGUACAACCCGACACCGACGAACGCGAUUUCUGGACGAGGCUGUACGUUCACCAGGCGAAGGACAUUUGGAACAACACGCAGGCCAUCGACUUGCUCAAGGACGCCGUCAAGAUCGCGAAGAAGCCGACGCAGAGCCUCCCGCAGGACAAGCAGGCGGACACGCGGACGGCCAGAUGGGUGUGGCUGGAGGAUACCCCGAGCUUGCUCAGCGGCAUUCCGAGAUCGAUCCUCACGCAGGAGCCCAACUACGCCUUCGACCCGCUCCCGCCCCCGAAGGAGUCCAACAUCUUCACGAGCUCGGGAACGCAAAUGCCGUGGCGCGCGGGCUCGCACUCGGGACUGGAGGGCGACCACAUGCUCGAACAGCAGCUCCGCGCGCUCGAGAGACAACUCGCGAGACAGAACGGGCGGAGACGUGCGAUGGCCGGCGGCGCUGCUGCUGGCGGCGCGGCGGCCGGUGCCGGGGCGAUGAUGGGCGCGUUCCCCGAUGACGAGGGCGACGACGAUGGUUUCGGUGAUGACGACUUUGGCGACGCCGGCGGCGACGCCUGGGAGGGCGAGUUCGUCGACGAGGAUGGCGAGGGUGACGGGGAACAGGCACCCUCCGCCAGCGUCGUGCAGAGGCUCGCGGACCUGUUGGCGAACCUGGCUCCCGGCGGCUGGCUGACUGGGUAUGGAGGAGCAGGAGGACCAGAAGGGGAGGAGGAAGAGGAAGAGGACGCAGACCCGGACGACGACGACGAGCUGCCGCCGUUGGUGGAUGCCGACGAGCGCGUCGACGACCGUUUCCCUCAGCCGCCUGGCGGAUUCAACUAG
Messenger RNA from Colletotrichum karsti, 2205 nucleotides. RefSeq lists its product as uncharacterized. The coding region runs from base 1 to 2205 and encodes 734 amino acids. NCBI's taxonomy places the organism in Eukaryota, Fungi, Ascomycota, Sordariomycetes, Glomerellales, Glomerellaceae. The transcript has a single exon. Gene Ontology annotation, cellular component: RQC complex. The record is from RefSeq and is a predicted model, not a curated record. Gene Ontology annotation, biological process: ribosome-associated ubiquitin-dependent protein catabolic process; rescue of stalled cytosolic ribosome.